CGCCCCGUCAGCCGCAGCCGCAGCCGCAGCCUCGGCCCGUGCACAAUGUGCUCGCUGCCCCGCGGCUUCGAGCCCCGAGCUCCCGAGGACUUGGGGCAGCGGAGUUUGGCGGAGCUGCGGGAGAUGUGGAGGCGCCAGGAGAGACUUUUGCGCAACGAAAAAUUCAUUUGCAAAUUGCCCGACAAAGGUAAGAAGAUUGCAGAUACUGUUGCCAAGCUGAAAGCUGCCAUUGCGGAACGUGAAGAGCUUAGAGGAAGAAGUGAACUGUUUGACCCCGUUAGUUUAGACUGUAAGCUAAGGCACAAAGCCAUUGCAAGAGUUGAUGUGGACAUAGAGAAAGCCCAGAAUUCUGACCAGAUAUUUGAUACUUCAUCAUUAGUUCCUGGCUGCUCCUCUGUAGACAACAUCACAUCAUCUAAGACAACCUCAGAAACACAGGGACUUGCACAGCCUGCUCAUACAGGCAGCGCAGAGGCUGUGGAGGCUGAGCACACAGUGAACACGUGCCCAGCUUCUGAAAGAACAGCCAGGGAGCCUUCCUCAUCUGCAGCUAGCCAACGUCUCUCCCAGCAUUGUACUUCAAGUCAAGCAGAAGACUCUGCCCACAGCUUUGACAGCCUGUUUAUUGAUAAGUUACAAAGGAUCACACUUUCAGAUCAAAGUGAACACCACUCAGAAGAAAACACGAGUGCUGAGAACUUGAAGGGCCAUUUUCCAGGGACUCCUAAGAAGCCUCAUUUCAUGGAAGUGAUAGAGACGCGAGCCAGAAACCCAGUGCCCCCAACACACAAGUUUAAAACCAAUGUGUUACCCGCGCCGCCCAAGGACUCACCAGGUCAGCCUCCGCGGGGCCUGGCUCCCGUCUCCGAGGAGCGGCGGCGCCGCGAGCGGCAGCACCUCGAUGACGUCACGGCCGCGCGCCUGCGGCCGCUGCACCACCAGCCCGCGCGCCUGCUCGCCUUGGAGGAGUCGCUGGCGCUGCAGAGGCGGCAGCAGCGGAACUACGAGGAGAUUCAGGCCAAGCUCGCGGCACAGAAACUAGCGGAGAGACUGGAUUUUAAGAUGCAGAGCUACAACCCCGAAGGGGGGUCGUCGGGGCAGUACCGAGAAGUGAGGGAUGAGGACGACGCCGAGUCCUCGGAGGAGUUCUAGGAGGGGCUGCGUUCUUCUAGUCUCUGAGCCACGUGGUCAUUCCUUCCACGGAACCGCUAACAAGUAUCGAGAUCGCUGUGGGACGCUGCGGAGGGAAAGCAGGCUACCUUACACAGGUCGCUCCAAAGUGAAGCCCAGUCUUGUUUUUCAGGAGACGAUCUUCAUUGUGCUUGACAAGUUUAGUAUUUGAAUAUUGUGCUUGCCCGUAUUGUAUUAAAGUUUUCCACUAUGUAGUGCAUUGGUCUGAUAUCUUAGUGUGUAAUGGAGCACACUUGUGUUUCUGUUUCGGGUAAUUUGGCUUCUUUAUCAGCACUGAUUACAUCUGGUUAGUGAUAGCUUAGUUGAGGGUCCUGUGCAUGGGGUUUCUGAGGUGUGGGGUGGGAAGACCCCGGAGCGCCUCAGAGUAUUUGCUUCUGCUCCGUGUUUCUGCGAGAAGACACGUCUCGUGAGGAGUAAGGACAGUUGAAGGUGCCUGUGGCUGGAGUGUCUUUCUGGAGUAGCAUCCAAGCUGACCUGAGUUGGGGGCAGCUGUUGUUGGGUUCACCUGACUUGAGUUCAUUGCUGUCAUGAGUGGUUGGUUCACACACAGCAGUCAUGCUUGGUAAGGAAACCAACUUCUGCAAGUUACAAUUGAAUUGUCAAUAUAUUGCCUUUUUUUCCCACCAAAAGAAGCGUUUAUAGACUGUAGAAACUCCCAUCUCAUUUGUACAUGUUCAUGUCAUGUAAAAUGAUUAUAUGGUUAUAUCCAGAGAAGUUAACACGUUAUCAAAAAAUUCUUUGUCUAAUAUGUGGUAUCUUUAAAAGUAUUGAAAGGAGAAAUAAAAUAACAGUCCCCUGAAA
This is a messenger RNA of Jaculus jaculus (lesser Egyptian jerboa), 1992 nucleotides long. RefSeq names its product RNA polymerase II subunit M (gene Polr2m). Gene Ontology annotation, cellular component: nucleus; intracellular anatomical structure; RNA polymerase II, holoenzyme. Gene Ontology annotation, molecular function: transcription elongation factor activity. The record is from RefSeq and is a predicted model, not a curated record. NCBI's taxonomy places the organism in Eukaryota, Metazoa, Chordata, Mammalia, Rodentia, Dipodidae. Bases 46 to 1152 code for a protein of 368 amino acids. Gene Ontology annotation, biological process: transcription elongation by RNA polymerase II; intracellular signal transduction; maintenance of ER location. The transcript has 4 exons.